Molecule: messenger RNA, 2152 nt
Organism: Postia placenta MAD-698-R-SB12
Lineage: Eukaryota; Fungi; Basidiomycota; Agaricomycetes; Polyporales; Adustoporiaceae
Exons: 4
Coding region: 1-1749 (582 amino acids)
Source: RefSeq, a predicted model, not a curated record
AUGUGUAGGCAGUAUGGUCGACGCACCGGAGAUGUGAUUGUGAAUAAUGACAUCUGGGAAAUUGAAGAAAGGGGUGCGAUUCGAACAAAUGCUGUCGUGUUGAUCUCCGCUCACAAUCGGCCGCUGCCCGACGAGAGACCACGGCAGAGCGUUGCCAACCUCAUCGGACGCUUCGAGCAGCAGACGAAGCGGCAGUCGGUUGUACCAAGCUCGCCGUCGCGCACAGGCAGUGCCCAGUCAAACUACACAGGCGAUGCAGCUAAAGAGGAGCUGAAGGAGAAGCGUGAAUGGCCGCCACGACCCAAGACUGUCAUCGGAACUGCGUCCACCACGAUAGAGACAAGCAUUGUUCGGGAUAGUGACCUUCUCCCCAAGGCUGCGCCCGCUGAGAACGCGACUCCAGUCAAGGAUGUUCCGCCAGUGCCGCCAGUGCCAGCGCCAGCGCCAGAUCCAGUGCCAUCUUCACCAGAGACUGCCGUGCCGGUGCCCAAACCAACGCCAGCGCGGCAGUCAAGCGUUGGAUCUGUGACCGCGCCGACGCGUACGCCCAGCACGCCUUCAAAGUCUACACCUAGUCGGCCCAGCAUAACCACGACACGCACACCUGGCCGCACCCCCGCCAAGUCUCCACCCACCUCAUUUCAUGCGGCGCCGUCCGCCUCCGCCUCGACCCCCGCCAGGCCUUCUGCCGCCGCUAAGUCUUCUGCCGCCUCGGUUUCCAGUCCCGUUCGCCCACGCCCCUCGUCACGCGCGUCGCACGCGCCCGCCCGCGCAAAGACGCCUGUUACCCGUCCGAAGACGCCUUCUUCAGUAACGACACCUGCACACACGACGCGUCCAAAAACACCGGCCUCGGGACUGUUUGCACCGACCGCAGCCUCGCUUGCCAAGGCGCGCAACGCGUCGUCUCCGCCUCCCACGCCUGUGCGCAAGCCGACUACAGGGCCGGGCGUCUCAGAGCGGUUGAGCAAGCCGACAGCGGCCAGUCUGAGCAAGUCAGUGAGCCCGCCUCCAACUAGGGGUGGACCGGGUCCGCGGGUAGGGGCACGAGGUACAACCACCCGAGGGAUAACGACCACAAGAGAUCCUGCCCCAGAAACUCCAAGUGAGGAGCAGCAUGAGGUCGUGGAGCAUCUCGAACACGCAGAGGAGCCGGAAGAGCUGGCAAGCCCCGUCGAGCAUACUGUUGAUACAGAGCAUGGACAUGAGAGCUCGGAGGGCACGCUAAUCGACGAGCCCGAGGCGGUUUCGACUGAUUCGACGCCGGAGGAAGGGGUGCAUGACGCCGCCGCCGAAGUAGCAGAGGCAAUACUGCACAUGAAGCAGGAGGACCUGGACGCCGAGGUUACGCAGCUUCCGGCGGAGGUGGAAGAGACAGUCACUGUGGACGAGGACAAGGCAGAAUCCAAUGCUGGGGUAACGCUUGAGGAGGACCACGCCGGAUCGCUUGCAGCGGCGGAACUCCAUGAGGACGCGCCCGUAGAGACACACGAAGAGCUGAUCGCACAAGACGAGCAUGAACCUGAGGCGAACCUGUCCCAAAGCGAGCACGAACCUGAUGUGGAGGCUUCUCACGACGAGCCACACGCUGAGGAAGCGUAUGCGAAUGGAGCAACGACCCCGACGCCCAUAGGAAGCGGUGGGACCGACCUCGCGGAUCUCGUGAACAUGCUGGAAACAAAGCCCUCGCGCCCCAUGAGCAUUGCGUCGAUCCCAGACGAAGUAUUGGAGAUUCCGGAUGAGUAUUAGGAGAGUGACGUGUUUGCAUUAAGUUGGAAGAUGCGUUUCAGGAUUACUAGGCAGAAGCUGACGUUCUUGGUCUCCUCACCUCCUUUUGGUCUCGAUUAGUGACUAUACUAAGUACACUACUCUUACUAUCUAGCGCUUGCUUGAGUUCGCUUGCUAUCCCGUUUACUGUCCGGAACUUUGUUACGUAUAUGCAUGAUGUUGAGAUUCCGUGAGAUUCCACUCGGUGGAAUGAUACAGGGAGGUAGUACACUGUAGUGUGGGGCUGCUCGCUUCAGUAUAGCUCCAUCGCCAUCGUCCGUUUUGCACGUCGUAGCUGCUUUUAAAUUCCCUACUUUUCUGCAAUCUAGGCUAACACUCGUGUACACAAUGACUAACUUCAAACGCUAUUUGUUUCCAAAUGUUU